Messenger RNA from Acomys russatus (golden spiny mouse), 1723 nucleotides. RefSeq names its product fukutin related protein (gene Fkrp). Gene Ontology annotation, biological process: protein O-linked glycosylation via mannose. The record is from RefSeq and is a predicted model, not a curated record. Bases 145 to 1629 code for a protein of 494 amino acids. NCBI's taxonomy places the organism in Eukaryota, Metazoa, Chordata, Mammalia, Rodentia, Muridae. Gene Ontology annotation, cellular component: Golgi apparatus. The transcript is spliced from 3 exons.
CAUUGCUCCAAGAUGGCGGCAGCGGCGGCGGCGGCGGCGGCAGCCCAGAUGACCCAAGGUGGGACCACCCUCCUUAAUCACCCUCAGCCUGAAACCUAGGGAGGAUGCCCUGGACCCCAAGGCUAGGGUCUGACAUCGGGCCCCAUGCGGCUCACCCGCUGCUGGGCUGCCCUGGCAGCCGCCAUCAUCCUCAAUCUCCUAGUGUUCUUUUAUGUGUCGUGGCUACAACACCAGCCCAGAAACUCCCGGGCCCGGGCCCCCCGCCGGACUCCUGCCGUUGGUCCCCGAGUCACCGUCCUGAUUCGGGAAUUUGAGGCUUUUGACAACGCGGUACCAGAGCUGGUGGAUUCCUUCCUGCAGCAGGACCCGGCCCAGCCGGUGGUGGUGGCGACCGACACACUCCCUUACCCACCCCUGGCCUUGCCUCGCAUCCCUAAUGUUCGCCUGGCGCUGCUCCAGCCGGCCCUGGACCGGCCAGCUGCGGCCUCCCGCCCAGAGACCUACGUGGCUACCGAGUUCGUGGCCCUGGUGCCUGACGGAGCGCGGGCUGAGUCACCAGGCCACCUGGAGCGUAUGGUGGAGGCGCUCCGAGGAAGCAGCGCCCGACUGGUGGCCGCCCCGGUUGCCACCGCCAACCCUGCGCGGUGCCUGGCGCUGAACAUCAGCCUGCGCGAGUGGACCGCACGCUACGGCCCAGCGCCCAGCGCGCCCCGCUGCGACGCCUUGGAUGGCGACGCGGUGCUCGUGCUGCGCUCCCGCGACCUCUUCAACCUCUCGGCGCCCCUGGCGCGGCCCCUGGCCACCAGCCUCUUUCUGCAGACCGCCCUGCGCGGCUGGACAGUGCAGCUGCUGGACUUGACCUUCGCCGCGGCGCGCCAACCCCCGCUGACCACCGCCCACGCGCGCUGGAAGGCCGAACGCGAGGGGCGCUCACGGAGGGCGGCGCUGCUGCGCUCGCUGGGUAUCCGCCUGGUGAGCUGGGAGGGGGGUCGGCUCGAGUGGUUCGGCUGCAGCAAGGAGAGCGCGCGCUGCUUCGGCACCGUGGCGGGCGACACACCCGCCUACCUGUACGAGGGCCGCUGGACACCACCUUGCUGCCUGCGCGCGCUGCGCGAGACCGCGCGCUACGUGGUGGGGGUGCUGGAGGCGGCGGGCGUGCGCUACUGGCUGGAGGGCGGCUCGCUGCUGGGUGCAGCCCGCCACGGCGACAUCAUCCCAUGGGACUAUGACGUAGACCUGGGCAUCUACCUGGAGGACGUGGGCAACUGCGAGCAGCUGCGGGGCGCCGAAGCUGGCUCGGUAGUGGAUGAACGCGGCUUCGUGUGGGAGAAGGCGGUGGAGGGCGACUUCUUCCGAGUGCAGUACAGCGAGAGCAACCACCUGCACGUAGACCUGUGGCCCUUCUAUCCCCGCAAUGGGGUCAUGACCAAGGACACGUGGCUGGACCACAGGCAGGAUGUUGAGUUCCCAGAGCACUUCCUGCAGCCGCUGGUUCCCCUGCCCUUUGCCGGCUUCAUGGCACAGGCCCCUAACAACUACCGCCGCUUCCUGGAGCUCAAGUUUGGGCCCGGGGUCAUUGAGAACCCAGAGUACCCCAACCCUGCACUUUUAAGCUUGGCAGGCGGCUGAAGCCCUUGUGCCCGCGUCUGGGGCCAGGAGAGGAACAACAGGGUACAGGGAUCUAUCUGUUCUUUGCCUUUGGAGUUCUGUGUGGAUCUGGGUG